Messenger RNA from Hyposmocoma kahamanoa, 1747 nucleotides. RefSeq lists its product as uncharacterized. The record is from RefSeq and is a predicted model, not a curated record. Gene Ontology annotation, molecular function: phosphatidylinositol bisphosphate binding. The transcript has 5 exons. Gene Ontology annotation, cellular component: membrane. Bases 138 to 1034 code for a protein of 298 amino acids. Lineage: Eukaryota; Metazoa; Arthropoda; Insecta; Lepidoptera; Cosmopterigidae.
UUUGUGUGUCAUCGGGUGCGCACGCUUCUUGGGACCGACAUUAUAAAUUAUAGUGCGAGAAUCACGCGUCGAGUUUUGUGUUAAAAAAAAUUAUAAACAGGAUUUUACUCUGAGGCGCAGCGCUAGUGUAGGGUGGCAUGGCGGCGACUAAGUACUCACACCCGUUCAUGCGUGGCUUGAAGCCGCUGCCCGAAGGACAUGACGACGAAAUGCAGCAGAUUAGAGAAUGGAUGAAAAGUCAGCCGCACCUGCCAUACAUAUCAGACGAGUACGUGAUAUUGUUCCUGCACUCCAACUAUUUCAAGGUGAAAGAGACCAAAGAAACAAUUGAGAGCUAUUUCACGCUGCGAGGGAACACGCCGGAUCUCUUCGCGAAUAGGGACCCUUUGAUACCUAGGAAUAAAGCUAUUUUGGAUAUCACGCAUAUGGUGGCCCUUCCGAAGCAAACAGAAGAAGGGCACCAUGUUCUUCUCUACCGCCUGGCGGAGUUCGACUAUAGCAAACUCAAUUUCGCUGACGCGGUGAGAGUAUUCUGCAUGUUUAACGACAUCAAGUUGUCGGAAGACGGCCUGUCGGAAGGAUACAUUGUUAUCUUCGAUAUGAAAGGAUGUAGUCUCGGUCAUUUGACGCGAGUUACCCUGCCUGCGCUUAGAGCUUUCAUGGUUUAUAUUCAGAACGCCCACCCGUGCCGUCUUAAAAAGAUCCACGUGGUGCACACGGUUUCGUUCAUCAACCAAGUCAUGUGUCUGAUCAAGCCGCUCAUCCACUCAAAUCUGCUGAAUCUCCUCAAUUUCUCUUCCGAAGGCCCUGAAGCCGUCGUUGAAAAGGAACUUCUUCCUGAAGACUACGGCGGCCCCCAACCUCCAGUAAAACAACUGCACGAGGAACAAAGGAAGAACAUGGAAGAAAACUAUAGAGAAUGGCUAAUAGAGUCUGAAAACUUUAAGGUAGAUGAGAAGAAGCGGAUCAAAAAACCGAGUAAAGGAAUGUUUGCCAGCUUUACUAGCAGUUUCAAGAGCUUGGAUAUCGAUUGAUUGUUGUACAGUUUUAUUGGAACGGGACCUGAUAUUUUAAAGUUUUACAGAUGUACUUUUCGUUUUUUAUUCAUUGUUACGCUAGAAUUCAAAUUGUCAUUUCUAUGUGCUUAAACACUAUGAUAACGUCGUAGGUGAGCAAAUUUUCGAUAGAGAACUAUUGAGUGACUUCUAGAAGUCGCCUUUCCAACUAGGGAAAGUUUGCAAAGACUUCUGCAAUUUUGUCUCUUACGAGGCGGGAGAUCAUUUGCUCUCGCUUAUCCACUCUCUAAUGUUGCCAGGAUUUAGUUAUACGAUCAUUUCGUUUUUUCCAGCAGCUUAGCCAACCAUUACCAAUUACAGAAGCACGUGUGUUAGUAUUAAUAAAGAAAUUUCCAGCCGUCAUAUAUUUAUAAUUAGAUCCCGAUACGUUAAGAACUUUAAAGUGCACAACGGGUUGAAAGCCUCUUGCCAUAUGAUUCCAAUAUAUUUAGAUCCGUUAAUCUAUAUUUACAAUCUUCAAAUUUAGAUGGAGUGUCUAGGAAUUAUAGGCCUGAAUAUAGUGGCAGUAACUUAUAACAAACGUUAGUUGUCGAGUUAUAGCAACUAUUUUCAGGAAAAAUAAUUUGGAACAUUUUUGUUAUGUAUAUCUAUUUUGAUCAGAUUUAAAUGUUGCGACAGGGAUUUUUUUACCUCAUUGACGUAAAGAAAUAUUUUUUGUAAUAUACGAAAAC